GCCAUAAACCAUUAACCCACCAAAGACUUUUCGCCAAAAAAUCUAUCCCCAUUUUCCACCUCUAUAUUACCUCGUCAUCUUCUCCAUUUUUUUUUGAAGAAAGAGAAAUUGGUAAACCCAAUAAAAAUGAGAACCGGGUAUAUUGUAAUCGGGUUAGUUUGUAUAGUGAUUUUAACAUGGGUAUGGAAAAUGAUAAAUUGGUUAUGGUUUAAUCCCAGAAAGUUGGAAAAGCUUCUCAGAAAACAGGGUUUGAAAGGGAAUUCAUACAAGUUUUUGUACGGAGAUAUCAAAGAAACCUUCAAAAUGCGUAGUGAAGCAAGAGAAAAGCCUAUUCCUUUUACCAAUGAUUACGUUUCCCGUAUUUUGCCGUUUCUUCAUCAACAUGUUCACAAAUAUGGUGAAAAUUGUUGGACAUGGCUAGGGCCUGUACCAAUUAUAAAUAUUGCAGAACCAGAGCUAAUAAGGGAUGCUCUGAAUAGGAUGAAUGAAUUUCAGAAGGCAAAACUGAACCCACUUGUUGGGUUGCUUGUCCCUGGACUUGUAGGCUAUGAGGGUGAAAAAUGGGCGAAACACAGGAAACUGAUCAAUCCUGCUUUUCAUACUGAAAAGCUUAAGCUUAUGCUCCCAGCAUUUAGGGACAGUAGUAUUGAUAUGGUGAAGGAGUGGGAGAAGAUAGUUUCUGAAACAGGUUCCUCUGAGGUAGAUGUUUGGCCACACCUUAUUACCCUAUCUGCAGAUGUUAUCUCUCGAGCUGCAUUUGGUAGUAGCUAUAAGGAGGGAAGAAGGAUAUUUGAACUUCUUAAGGAACAGACGCAAAUUACCUUACGCCUUUUCCAAUCAGUUUAUAUCCCUGGAUGGAGGUUCGUGCCAACAAAGACCAACAGGAGGAUGAAAGAAAUGAAUUCUGCUAUACAAAAUUUGUUGACGGAAAUAAUUGACAAGAGAAAGAAGGCAAUGGAAGCAGGUGAAUCUCCAAAGGAUGACUUAUUGGGGAUAUUGAUGGACUCCAACUUUAAAGCGUCUCAAAGUAUUGGGAGUCAAAAACAACAACAAGCCAUGAGUUUCCAGGAUAUGAUUGAUGAGUGUAAGCUGUUCUACUUUGCUGGACAAGAGACAACCUCGGUGUUGCUAGUAUGGACAAUGAUUUUGUUGAGCAAGCACCAAGAUUGGCAAACACGUGCACGAGAAGAAGUGCUCGCAACAUUUGGAACAAAUCAACCAGACUUGGAAGGGUUAAAUCGUUUGAAGAUAGUGACUACGAUACUGUAUGAGGUGCUAAGAUUGUACCCACCAGUGGUUACAACAUCCCGUAGGAUAUAUCAGGGUGAUAUGAAACUUGGAAAUAUAGUGGUACCUCGUGGUGCAAUGGUUAGUUUGUCAAUAAUCAAUACACACCACGAUCCUAGACUUUGGGGUGAUGAUGCAAACGAAUUUAAACCAGAUAGAUUUUCAGAAGGGAUUGCAAAGGCAACCAAGGGUAAUAUAUCAUUCUUUCCCUUUGGUUGGGGACCGCGGAUUUGCAUUGGACAGAACUUUGCAAUUGCUGAAGCUAAAAUGGCAGUGUCCAUCAUUUUGCAGCGUUUCUCUUUCGAGCUGUCACCGUCCUAUACCCAUGCUCCUACCACGGUUAUAACUCUUCAGCCCCAACAUGGUGCUCAUCUCAUUUUACACCGGCUUCCUAGUUGUGACUAGUUAGUUGGUACUUCAAGUUCUAUAAAACAUAAGUGUAUUGUACGUACACAUAAGUUACGUACUGUAUACAUUCAUGUAUAUGAUUCGGCGAUUAUCUUGUAGGCUCUAGUAUACAUGAAAGAAUGUAUCCAUCUCUACGGAAGAUGUUGCUGAUGCGCGUUUGAGGCUUUGUUAUAUAUGUCUAGCUAGUAACCUUUAAAAGUAGGGAGAAAAUGUAUAUAACCCCACAUGUAAUACAUUAUCUCAUCAACUAAUUAAGGGCGCCCAUGAGCUUGGAUGCAUUCUAUCUUCCUAUAUUAUUCAUACGGGUCUGAAUGUCUGAUGAUUGAGGCUGUGGUAUGUUGUUUGAGACUAGUCAAUAAGAAUGCCAGUUUUCUGUUUUUUUUAUUA
Messenger RNA from Spinacia oleracea (spinach), 2082 nucleotides. RefSeq names its product cytochrome P450 72A397. Lineage: Eukaryota; Viridiplantae; Streptophyta; Magnoliopsida; Caryophyllales; Amaranthaceae. The record is from RefSeq and is a predicted model, not a curated record. Gene Ontology annotation, molecular function: monooxygenase activity; heme binding; iron ion binding. The coding region runs from base 127 to 1692 and encodes 521 amino acids. The transcript has 5 exons.